This is a messenger RNA of Microsporum canis CBS 113480, 1260 nucleotides long. Its product is annotated as C6 transcription factor GliZ2. Gene Ontology annotation, cellular component: nucleus. Bases 1 to 1260 code for a protein of 419 amino acids. Gene Ontology annotation, biological process: positive regulation of transcription by RNA polymerase II. NCBI's taxonomy places the organism in Eukaryota, Fungi, Ascomycota, Eurotiomycetes, Onygenales, Arthrodermataceae. The transcript is spliced from 2 exons. Gene Ontology annotation, molecular function: zinc ion binding; sequence-specific DNA binding; DNA-binding transcription factor activity, RNA polymerase II-specific. The record is from RefSeq and is a predicted model, not a curated record.
AUGGCCUCUGAAAUGCCUACUUGGAAUCCUCCUGUAUCACCACCGCCACGACAGGAUAGAGAGCAUAAGCAAAAAUUGCGGUCUGCUUGUGACUCGUGUCACCAAUGCAAGGUCAAAUGCUCAGGAGGCUCUCCCUGCUUUCGCUGUGCAUCGAAGGGCCUAUCUUGUCGCUACGGCUAUCAAAAUAGAGCAGGAAAGCCCAAGGGCUGUAAGAAUCGCAAGACAAUCGAAAGGGCGCAUCGGCAGCAGCGACUGGAAUGGUAUGCUGCGAAUAACCCGCAGCCUUGCGAUCCUGACCGAGGGUUCGAGGACAUGAACUUUGAUAUAUCCAACCCCUUGACGCUUUUUCCUGUCACGUCUGGCUCCCCUGAAUGUUGGAAGCCGACAUCUAUGACCGAUCGGUCGCUCUCCCCACCUAUAGCACCUGCCAGCCAAAGUAUUAAACCUGCUGAUAUGACAGGUGAUGGUCUGCCAUCGUUACAUGACCUGGAUUCCUGGGCUAUGGACCUAGGCUCGAUUAUUGAGGCAUCUGGUGGGAGCAGAGCAGAUAGCCUCGAAGCUCUCGCCACCCCAAUAUCAUUCGCUAAAGGCGAGCUCUAUAUGGACCAGGGUACUGAGCCAAACUCACCUGCAACUUCGGAGCAUCAGCCAGGCCAUACUGCAUCUCUAGGUUUUACGGGAAACGCCUGUGCCUGCGUUCAGACCCAGGCAACAAACAUAGCUGCUCUGCAUAAACUUACCUGCCGUGACAUAUCUGAUCGAUUUGAUCUGGCCAUGAAAUCAGUAACUUCAACCCUGGACACCUGUGAACGCUUCAUUGCCUGUGGCGCGUGCGACAAAUCGUUUCCCUUGAUUCUACUCACCUUUUCGGCGAUAGAACUUAUCUUCAAACUGUUUGAGCUACUCACAAUGAAUAACCGCAGUGUAAUACCUCUAGAAGAGCACCACCGCAUUUCGUGCUGCCUCGGUGAUUACAAGGUUAGCAAGGAAGAAGGGCAGGCGAUCCAGAAUGUCCUCCUUAAGAUGAUUCUGUCAAAGGGUAGGCAGACCCUAGAUGCGCUACAGAACCUGGUCAACGAGCCCUUGGAGCCCAUUAACGAGCCAUCUGGACAAUAUGAAUCUUCCAAAUCAGAACAAACUAGUGCUAUACCCCAAAGUAUUUCUCGAAACCUGUCUGCUGUUGAUCAAGACUACAUGAACCAAUGUAUAAGGCGCAAGAAAGAAGAGGUAGAAGCUCUAAUGACCACGGUUGUCGUGUAG